Messenger RNA from Macrosteles quadrilineatus (aster leafhopper), 1212 nucleotides. It is a transcript of the gene Pex10, whose product is annotated as peroxisome biogenesis factor 10. NCBI's taxonomy places the organism in Eukaryota, Metazoa, Arthropoda, Insecta, Hemiptera, Cicadellidae. The transcript is spliced from 5 exons. The coding region runs from base 16 to 1074 and encodes 352 amino acids. The record is from RefSeq and is a predicted model, not a curated record. Gene Ontology annotation, biological process: protein import into peroxisome matrix. Gene Ontology annotation, molecular function: zinc ion binding. Gene Ontology annotation, cellular component: peroxisomal membrane.
UUAGGUUAAAAACCUAUGUUGGUGGAUUUAUACACUAUCUUAUGUUCUAAAAAUCGAAGAGGCGGUUUUGUCCGGUCACUUAUAUCACUUGGUUAUAAUAUAUACAGUGAGAGUGAGUUCUACACAGUGAUCUUCUUUCUUCAGUACAGAGUAAAAGUCAAUACACUUGCAAACAAAAAUGAUACAACAGAGUCUAAAAUGACAACAACAUUGAAGAAAUUCUCCUCGGCUGGACAGGCAGAAAUUUUCCGUGCCAAGCAAAAAGAUGAUAUAUAUAGUGAUAAGCUGCAAAAACUUUGGUUGGACAUACUUCUGAAAUAUGCAGGAGCACAAUCAUGGCUAUGCCUGAGGACAUUUCCAGUGGGUCACUUGCUGUAUGGAGCUGCUACAACUCUUUGUGGUCUGCAAACACUGGGGGAAGAGUACACAGGCAUUGUCCAGGUUGACACGUCACUUACAAAAGUCUCUCCGUUUGUGAAUAGGACAUUCAUGCUUUUAUUGGAUAGUUUCGGAAGUGUACUCCUCAUUUCUGUUUUAAAUAAUUUGGAGAGAAUUGUCAGUAAAAGUGGUUUACAAGUUAGAGCCAAAGAAGAUAUUUUAGAAACAAUUAGGACAUUGAAGACUAUCCUUCCAUUUCUUGAAAGGUGCCACAGAGCUUUGUUCUAUUGUGGUGGUAUUUAUUACCAAAUAAGCAAAAGAAUCACUGGAAUAAAAUAUGUUCUCGUUAGAAGAUGGCUGAAAGACUAUGAAUCUAUGUAUGGCUUCAGGCUGUUGGGCAUUGUUACAUCAUUGCAUAUGGCUGCAGUAGCUACCCAUGUUGUUUGGAGAUGGCUAACCUCUCACAAAUCAGCUCAUUCGUCAGAUAAAGAUCUCACUACAUCAUAUGCCCCUGGUAGUAAAUGCCCGCUUUGUUUAGAAAACAGGAAAGGUGUAAGUGCCACACCAUGCGGACAUUUGUUUUGUUGGCACUGCAUACUCGAGUGGCUACAGACACAAAAUCAGUGUCCGAUUUGCAGAGAAACUAUAGAACCUUCAAGAAUAAUUCCACUUAUGAAUUAUUUGUACCAACUCUGAACUACUUAUUAUUUUUAUGUAAUUUGUAUACUGUAUAAUGUUGUAAUGUUGAACAUUCCUUUGUUAAUACAGUACUGUCUGUAUAUAUAGUAUGUUAUUUGUUUUUAUAACUAGCAUUAAAAUGUGUUUUUUACACUA